Messenger RNA from Vespula vulgaris, 3900 nucleotides. RefSeq lists its product as uncharacterized. The record is from RefSeq and is a predicted model, not a curated record. Lineage: Eukaryota; Metazoa; Arthropoda; Insecta; Hymenoptera; Vespidae. The transcript is spliced from 7 exons. The coding region runs from base 489 to 1982 and encodes 497 amino acids.
UAAUUGAAAACUUAAUAUUCUUGUAUCAGUUUAGCCUCCCUAAGGUUUAAAUUAUAUUCUCGUAUUCGAUUAUUUUAUAUAUUAGUGUAUAAAUCCAUACGAAUUCUGAGAAAUAUUUUCUAUAAAGGAUUAAGUUGUUACGAUUAUUACGAUAUUCUGCAUUAUUUAUCGCAAUAAAAGCAGUUAUUUUUUCAGGGUGUUUAUAUGAUAUGAAUGCAUGCAGUGAAGGGGAUUACCGCGUAAAUUAUCUGAAUGAUGUUUUUUAAACAACGAAUCUCCUCAAUGACAAUAAUGACACGAGACGAAAAAAUUGAUAUCAUUAUUGAAUCGUGACAGUAUCUGGUACUUUGAUAACUUUGUGCCAUAUAUGAUUGAAAUCAUCAAGUUUUGAACAUUUGCGAUCAUUAGGUGGUUUUCUUUUCGUUAUUGUCCGUGUCACGAGGUUUUUGCGCAACUUAAUUUUCGUAGGAUUUAUCUUGGAAGUUAAAAUGGAGAACAGGAAAAGUAAAAAACGUACAAGUAAAAAGAAUAAUAUGUUUGAUAACUGGGCGAAUGAUGGCCAAUAUGCACAAAGCAAUAACGCAAUGUCGAACAUGGAAUACCCACAAGUUUUGUGGCAACCAGGAAUUCAAUCUCACAUUCCAAAUCACAAUGGACAACGUUUAUUUGCAGCAAUGUCAGAUCCUAGUGUUUGCGGUUAUUCACCAAUGCCAAUGACAUAUACAAUGGAACCCGUAUCACUUCCAACUAUGUAUAGAUUAUAUCAACCAAUGCCUUACGGUGUCCAUAAUGUUCAUGGCAGAUUGAAGCAAAAGUUUUAUCCCAAACCUCCAGUUAUUCCAAAUGGAUAUACUAGUCUGCAAGAGAAUAAAACGAAUUCUACGGUAUUGUCGUCUUAUCAGAAUGGAGAUUAUGCUAGUUUACCACCAGUAGCUAAUAAAAGUAAUGGAAUUAAUGAAGAUGAGAUAAGCUCAGAACAUAGAAGAUAUUCAGAUCCAGGUUUAGGACCUACAGAACCUCCUGUUCAUAAUCAAGGCGACGAUUCGGAUAGUGCUGAUAGUGGUAGCUCUAUUACAACUAUUGGUCGGAGCAACAAAUUGGUUUUAUCUCUUAUUGAACAGAUGGCAGAAUUGAAAAAAAGUAAUGGUCAACUUUUCAAAGAACUUAGCGAGGCUAAAUUCGAAUUAGAGACAAUGAAAUUAAAAUUUUCACAAUAUAAACAUAGUUCUGAUUAUCAACCAGGAAUGUUAUCAGAUCUUAUUCGCGAGAUCAGGGAAGCGAACAAAAUGUGCGAAGAAGGAUUAGUGAUAAAAGUACAAUCUAUGGUGGAAGAAAAACAUAAUCAAAGAUUAACAGAAAUAGAUACAUUAAAGGGCCAAAUGUCGAAGCUCAUAAAGGAGAAGGAGGAAACCGAACGACGAGUGUCCAAGUUAGAGAAAGAAGUAGCUGCAUUGAAGUCGAGCGUAAACAACGAGGGUCGAGAGAUAGCAGCUUUCGAGGAGGAAACUUUGGCCUUGCGACGGGAACUACAGGAGGCACUGGCUACUCGGAACCUGGCCGAUGGGACGAAGCACGGGACAAAACUGGAGAAGCUGAUGGACGGUCUACGAAAAAAGGCGAAGGUCACCAUAAACGACGACGGCGACGAAGAGGAACGUGUUUCCUCUUCUGCCAAUCGCCGUUCUACCUGUCCUUCGUUCGACGUCGCUUCUUUGGGAAAACGAUGUCGUCCAUCGAAAAAAGCUUCCCCGUCUUCGUCUUCGUCGUCGUCGUCGGCAUCGUCAUCGUCGUCGUCCUCGGCAUCUGCAUCGUCGAGACUCGAGAACGAACCUGAGACCGAAGAGGAUGAGGAGAUCGAUCUAGACAACGACGAGGAUGUCACGUCGAAGAGCCAAAAGGAUAUUACGAAUCGUUCAGAUUCUAAGCUAACGACUAUACAUGACAAUUGUAUGAAUCUUUCAGGACCCGUUACUGAUCUUUAAAAAAAAGAAAAAAAUCUUCGAUAUCCUUAUAUUAUUAUUCCUCGUCCCCUUUAUUAUGAUUCAUUUAUCGAUCAGAUAUUAAUAUCUCUAUCUAUCUCUCCCCCCUCUCUCUCUCUCUCACUCUAUCUCUAUCUUUUUCUCUUUCUCGACGCAUGAUUAGAUAUUAAGAAUAAUUUAUUAUUUUCCUCCUUCCCUCAUUUCCCCCUUCCCUUUGUGUUCGCAUAAAGCCUUGUAAUUUUUUCUUUUUUCUUUUUUCUUUUUUUUUUUUUAUACUCGUAAUACCGUACAGCGUGAUACCGUGAACACCUUCGAGUACUUAAAAUAAACGAUCGUUCCAAAUUUUUAUGGAAUCUAAAAAAAGAAAAAAAGAAAAAGACAAAAAAAGAAACGGUCGGAUCGACAAGGACGAGAGGUUUUGCUUUUUUUUUUUUAUCUCUUCCCCUUUUUGUUCAUACGCGAAGAGUUUCACUAUAUACAUAUUUGUUGUGGAAUAUGAUUUAUUUGAUUGCAAAGUCGGUGGUUUUCUGUGAUUUAAGAUCUUCUUUUAUUUUUAUAUAUAGAUAUACUCUUGUGUUUAUAAGUGAAAGCAAAUUAUUUGAAGAUUGGAGAUCUGAAAUGAUUAAUUACGCUCAACAUUUUUUUCGAUCUAAUUACUGCCAUUAUUUUUUCUCUUUUUUUCCUUCCUUAUUUUUUUUUUUUUUUUUUUUUUUUUUUUUUUUGAAAAAAAUAGUUAUGUGAUCUCUUCGUCGGAUUCAAAUUUAUUACAUCCAUGACAUUUUUCUUUAAACAAUAUAUAGUAAUGAAGUAGUAAUUCUCCGUUGAUUAAUUAGUAAUGUUUAUAUCACAAUGUAAGAAAAUAUUUAUGUUAAUAGGAACGAAAAAUUGAGAGAGAAUUGUUUUAGAUGAAGGAAAUAUCAUAUUCUUGCAUGAUAAUCAUUGAAUAGAUCAUUAUAUUUUCGUAUCUUCAUAUAGAAUAUAUUAAUAAGAUAAAUUGUAUAUAAUUAAGUAACAUAUAGAAAUGUAUUUUAACCGAAUGAUCUUACUAUUAUUGUCAAGUGAAUAGUGGUGUUAUCAUUUUAUUUGCUUUGCACUUUCACGUUUUUUAACGUUCAAUUUAAUCUUAAUCAUUUAAUCGAGAAUCUAAAAAAUUAAAAAAAAAAACAAAAAAAGAUUGCAAUUAUUACUUAUCUUUAUUCGUCUUGAUUCCAAUUGAAUAUUUCUGAAAACAAUUUAAAAGUAAGAAAUCACGCGAGCAGAAUAUCAAAGCAAUUGUUUUGUCCUAAGAUUUAGUAAUAAAUAAUAUUAAUAUACGAUAAGAAAUAAUAUACUUAUUUUAGAAGUUGUAAAGUUUUAUAACGACGAUCAUUAUUUUAUAUGAAUUAUAAAAAAUGAUCAAAAAUCAAAUUAGUUUUAAAUACGCGAGAAUUCACAAUUGCCUUAUCGCAUAAUGUUUGCAGCAAUAACGUUAAGAUGAUUAUUGUAAAAACACGAUCUCGCGAUAAAAUAGUGAUGUAUUGUUUUUAUUAGAAUUAACCAAAGAUUGGGAUUUUUCUUAUCUUUACCUUUAUUUUAUUUUAUUUUAUUUUUUCUCAUGUAAAGUUUUAUCGUAGAAGGAAGUAAAUACGAUGAAAAUAGUUAACCAAUGUACUAAUGAAACUUCUACUAACGAUAGAUAAUGUUUGUAUGUAGUAUAUAAAAGUAAACUACAUACCUCGUUAUAUAAUCGAGAUCUUCAAUAAAUAAUUAAAUAAACCUUUGCAAGAUAACGCCGUAAAUACAUACGUACCGUUUCCUGUGCUAUGAAAUCUCAAGUUAAUGUGUAUUUUCAUUACAUUUUUUAUAGACUUUGUAGUACUUCUGAUUAAACUGUGUCAUCACAUAAUUGCAUGUAUAUAAACAUUUAAUCUCUUUGUAAUAA